GUACUGUCACAAACCUGAACUGUGACCCACGUGACUGAUGCGUCUGCGCUUAAAACAAAGCGAGGGUGUGAAGCAAACUGGUGUCGGAACUCAGGAUGUCUCUAUAUCGGAAUAGCAUCUGGUUUUUAAAGGGAAUCCAUGAAUACACAAGGAAGGGAUUCGAGAGUGCCGCUAAGCGGUUUGUGGAGAAGGACCUGGAUGUGUCCGUGGCAGGCCGGUCCUUCAUGAUAACUGGCGCUAGCAGUGGAAUCGGGAAAGCCGCUGCCAUCGCCAUCGCUAAGAGAGGCGGAGUGAUCCAUAUGGUCUGCAGGAAUAAGGACAAAGCUGAGGAAGCCAGAGGUGACAUCAUCAGGGAGACGGCCAAUAAGGAGAUUCAUGUCCAUAUCCUGGACCUGUCAGAGCCUCGAAAAGUUUGGGAAUUUGCUGAAGCCUUUAAGAAGAAAUACAAAUCUCUGAACGUGCUGAUUAAUAAUGCAGGCAGCAUGAUGAAUGAGAGAGAGGUGAACACUGAUGGGCUGGAGAAGAGCUUUGCCACCAACACUCUGGGGGUGUACAUUCUGACCAAGAGCCUGAUCCCUCUUCUGGAGAAGAGCAGUGACCCCCGGGUGAUCACGGUGUCCUCAGGCGGAAUGCUGGUUCAGAAACUCCGCACGGGAAACCUGCAGUCUGAGCGCGGCCCAUUUGAUGGCACCAAAGUCUACGCCCAGAACAAGAGGCAGCAGGUGGUGAUGACAGAGCAGUGGGCCAAAACACACGACUCCAUCCACUUCUCCGUCAUGCACCCUGGCUGGGCCGACACCCCAGCCGUGGCAGCAGCGAGGCCAGACUUCUACCGGUCGAUGCAGCACAAGCUGCGCAGUCCUGAGCAGGGUGCGGACACCGUGGUGUGGCUGGCCGUGUCUGAAGCUGCCACCGCCAAACCCAGCGGACGCUUCUUCCAAGAUCGCAGGAUGGUCUCUGCUCACCUGCCAUUGGCCUGGACUCGCAGCCCCCAGGACCGGGAGCAGAAGUUCAUGGUGCUGCUGGAGGAGAUAGGCAAAACCUUCCAGCCGCACUGAGCCCGAGUGGCUCCACCAUGAGUGGUCAUGGUCUGGCGGCGCCACCAUUCAGGCCACGCCUGUCUCACCACUUACCGCUACAAUGCCCGAUUUACCAAAAUAACGCUUUAACUGCUGUGAAGCUUUAACUCACUUCUAAGCAGGUCCAUGUUUGGUAGUUUUAACAGGUGGAGGAGAGAGGUGUGUUCCUGCAGCUUAAAGGGCACACGUGCUGCAUGCUGCACUGCUGUACAGCAGCAGGAGUGACUCAUUACUCCUAUUAGGGGGGGGGGGGGCUGUUGUGUGCAUGGGUAAUGAUAACAGCUUAGGACUGUGUGACACAGGAGGGUCCCACAGGGUUUCCUCAUCUCCUCUCUAAAAUGCAGGGGCUGGCAGGACAGGGCACUUGGAGGUGGGAGGGGCUCCAGAAGUGGGCAGGCCUACUUCUGGGGCACCGUGGGAGAAAAUGCCAAAUCUGCAGGUCCCACCUAGCUAGCUAUAGCCUGUGAUGGAAAGGGCUGUUUCAGGAGGGCACUGAAGGGUUAAGUUUAUGGAGCCAAAGGCAGGACAGUGUUUAGCAACACUACCUGGACAGAACAUUGCAUGAGGUCUUACCUGUGGAACCCAGCCCAGAAGGACUCUCUCCUCUCUGCACUUCGCUCUGAAAACACAGACUUUAUUAACAUUUAAACACUCGAGCAGUUUGGCUUCUGUUGUGUCCUAACCUUUGGCUGACCUGAUGUUUUUACUGACAGCAUCACUGGAUGUGUGCCUGACUGAUGUGUGAUAAUUUGAAUGAUGUGUAAUUUCAGUAUUUAACCACCGUCGUCUGAGCAGUUUUGAAAUUCUACUGGUUAUGAGAGUACUGAAGCCGUUUGUUUCUCUGGGUCAGUAUGUCUCAUCUUCAGAUCACAGGGACUGAGGAUCCCUGAGUGUAUGAAUAGGAUGCCAAAAAAUGGAAACUUAAAAAUGCAGGACUCGCUUCCUCCCUCCCUAUGUAUGUCUGAAUCUGGUACUGUGGAUCUCUCUUUCCAUGUGCGGUUCUGUUAACUUGUCUGUCCUUCUAUGUUGGGUUCUGUUAACUUGUCUCUCCCUCUAUGUUGGGUUCUGUUAACUUGUCUCUCCCUCUAUGUUGGGUUCUGUUGACUUGUCUCUCCCUCUAUGUUGGGUUCUGUUGACUUGUCUCUCCCUCUAUGUUGGGUUCUGUUGACUUGUCUCUCCCUCUAUGUUGGGUUCUGUUGACUUGUCUCUCCCUCUAUGGAGGGUUCUGCUGACUUGUCUGUCCUUCUAUGUUGGGUUCUGUUGACUUGUCUGUCCCUCUUUGUUGGGUUCUGUUGACUUGUCUCCAUUGUAUCUGGCUGGAUCACUCCUCUCGUGUCUGGUUUAGUGCACCCCCUGCUUCAAACUCCCUGGCUCUGUCUUUCAGAUAGUUUGGUUUGCAUUUUAUGGCAGAUGUUUGGACUUAAAUGAUUGGAACAUGUUUUGAACCACAUGGAAAAUCACAUAUCUUAUGUACCUUCAACCGAAUGGCCAAAUCCUUAUGUGCUGACUGUAGAAUAUGAGAAUAAUCACAUGUACUCUUCUCUCUCUUCAUAUGUACUCUAUCUGCUCUAAAUAACUCUAAUGUACUGCCCCCUUAGUAAUGAGAAUAAAAACAUUUGGCUCUGAAA
Anguilla rostrata (American eel) is the source of this 2707-nucleotide messenger RNA. RefSeq names its product dehydrogenase/reductase 12-like a (gene dhrs12la). Bases 96 to 1058 code for a protein of 320 amino acids. Lineage: Eukaryota; Metazoa; Chordata; Actinopteri; Anguilliformes; Anguillidae. The record is from RefSeq and is a predicted model, not a curated record. The transcript has 10 exons.